AUGGGCCCUCCUCGGCGCAAGGUACUUGCCACGGCGGAAGAGACGAUGGUCCCGCCGGAUGAGCUUGCCCAGGGACACUUGAUUACGCGGGUCAUCAAAGCUACCGGAAACAACGUCUACCUGGUUGAGACGCCAUCCAAGGAGUCGGCCCUGGUCGAGUUGCCUUCGCGAUUCCGUUCGACCAUCUGGAUCAAGCGUGGAUCUUACGUGGUGAUCGACACCAAUGCUCUUGAGGGCCGCGACAACAAGCUGAAGGGCGAGAUUAUCAACAUCGUCCGGGACGAGAAGGCAUGGCGCAAGGCUCCAUUCUGGCCCAAGGAAUUCACCAAGCAAGUUGUUGCUGCUUCGGACGACGAGGAAUCCGAGGAGGAGUCUAAUGUUGGUAAACUGCCGCCUUCGGACGACGAAUCUGAUGCGUGA
Molecule: messenger RNA, 420 nt
Organism: Aspergillus aculeatinus CBS 121060
Lineage: Eukaryota; Fungi; Ascomycota; Eurotiomycetes; Eurotiales; Aspergillaceae
Product: putative eukaryotic translation initiation factor eIF1a-like protein
Exons: 2
Coding region: 1-420 (139 amino acids)
Biological process (GO): translational initiation
Cellular component (GO): nucleus
Molecular function (GO): RNA binding; translation initiation factor activity
Source: RefSeq, a predicted model, not a curated record